Westerdykella ornata is the source of this 1387-nucleotide messenger RNA. RefSeq names its product translation initiation factor eIF3 subunit. The record is from RefSeq and is a predicted model, not a curated record. Gene Ontology annotation, cellular component: cytoplasm; eukaryotic translation initiation factor 3 complex. The transcript has 4 exons. Lineage: Eukaryota; Fungi; Ascomycota; Dothideomycetes; Pleosporales; Sporormiaceae. Bases 122 to 925 code for a protein of 267 amino acids. Gene Ontology annotation, molecular function: translation initiation factor activity.
UUCACCACACCCCCAUAGAUUCGGCGCCGUCGCACCCACCACGGGACAACGCUUGUAACAGCGAACCGCUUCGAUACACAUAAACGAACAACAGCCUCUUACACAACCCGUUAUCGCAAUCAUGGCUCCGGGAAAGUGGGACGACGAAGAGUCGGAGAGCACGCCUCCCUCCUCGCCGCCCGUCAUUGCCCGCCGCAGCAAAUUCGACGAUGAAGAAGACGAGGAUGUCCUAGAAUCCUGGGACGCCGCCGAGGACUCGGAAGUCGAGCGCGAGAAGGCGAAGAAGGCCGCCGAAGCAAAGGCCAAAGCCGAGGCGGAAGCAAAGGCAAACCACAAGUCCAAAGCUCAGCGCAUCCAGGAGCGGAGAGAAGAAAACAUGCGCCGCCGCCAGAUGGAAGAAGAGGAGUCGGACGAGGAGGAGGAAGACGAGGCGACCCGUCGCGCACGCCUCCGCAAAACCGAGCAGGACGCUGACCUCGCCCAUGCUGAAGAUCUCUUCGGCGACCUCGGCAUCAGCAACAGGCGCGCCGGUAAGCCCAUCACCGUUGCAGACGACAGUGAUCCCACCAAGGCCGUGGACCUCGGCGCUCUCCGCAUCUUCAACCCCAGGAACAAGGAAGAGUUCGUCAAGCUUAGGGAGACGCUUGUGCCACUGCUUACCGCACACACCAAGAGCCCGCAGUACACACUCUUCCUGCAGGAGUUUACUAAGCAGAUUGCCAAGGAGCUCCCCAGCGACCAGAUCAAGAAGAUUGCCAGCGGCCUCACGACGCUGAGCAAUGAGAAGAUGAAGGAGGAGAAGGCGGCUGAGAAGGGUGGUAAGAAGACCAAGGCGGCCAAGACCAAGACCAGCCUGGUGGCCUCGCGGGCUGCGGUCGACACGAAUGCCUAUGAUGACGACUUUGGAGAUGACGACUUCAUGUAAACCGGAUUAGACUACAUGUGGAGCUUCAGAUUUUCUUCGAAAAAGUUCAAUUUUUCUCGUUCCAGCGAUGCAUAGAGCACGCAGAUGCUGGUCGGCAUCGGCGAGCUCCUUUCUCAGCAUGCGCGAUGUACAGUCUGUCUUGUGCACGUAUCUCUGAACUUCGGCGUUUCGGGUUCUCUUCUGCAGUCUCAUGGAGUUCGCCUUUGGACGUUGCGCGAGGAUAUCCGGAUGGGUGCUUGCAUUGAGCCUCUUUUGGAAGAGGGGUAGGGUAUGGAUGGGGGAGGUGAGGAGAUGAUAUGGAUCAUGGGAUGGUACAUGCAAUGGCCAUGAUAAUAGAGACGCAUUAAUGAGGAUGUAUACUUUCCUACAUCCCUAUUUGCUUCAAGUGUUCGUGUCGCUUGUGGAUGUUGCCGCAUGCCAGCAUCUAGAUUAUGAGGAACUGUAACAGUCGGAUAAGUAACC